Molecule: messenger RNA, 183 nt
Organism: Opisthorchis viverrini
Lineage: Eukaryota; Metazoa; Platyhelminthes; Trematoda; Opisthorchiida; Opisthorchiidae
Exons: 1
Coding region: 1-183 (60 amino acids)
Source: RefSeq, a predicted model, not a curated record
AUGCCAUUGGUAGUAACAUGCAGUGGUGGAAUAUCCAGCAUUCUCGUGGAGGAAGCGAUAAAUUACACUACACAUUUACAAGAACCGUUCAAGUCCGGAUACGAGGAAACAUCAGACUAUCGGGCCACUAUUGUACGACCACCACUCCUUGACUUUCACGAGGUCGAAGUGGGAAUGGAAUAG